Messenger RNA from Arctia plantaginis, 492 nucleotides. The record is from the annotation of a GenBank genome assembly. NCBI's taxonomy places the organism in Eukaryota, Metazoa, Arthropoda, Insecta, Lepidoptera, Erebidae.
AUGCCUAAAUACUAUUGUGAUUACUGUGAUACAUAUCUAACACACGACUCACCAAGUGUAAGAAAAACUCAUUGUACUGGAAGAAAACAUAAAGAUAACGUUAAAUUUUAUUACCAGAAGUGGAUGGAGGAACAAGCACAACAUCUCAUAGACGCUACCACAGCUGCGUUUAAAGCAGGUAAAAUAGCUCAAAAUCCGUUUAACAAGGGAGCGGCUAUACCUCCUCCAUGGGACCCUUCAGUUAUGGGACCUGGCGGUCCUAGACCACCUGUUCCUGCCCCUGGAGGACCGCCAGGAAUGUUGCCACCUCCAACAAUGGGUCCUGGCGGUCCUAUGGCUCCACCGAUGAUGAUGGGACCACACGGGCCGAUGCCGCCUAUGAUGGGAAUGAGACCACCAAUGAUGGGACCCAUAAUGGGACCAAUGGGCCCGAUGGGGCCAAUGGGUCAAAUGCGGCCGCCACUCAUGAACGGACCACCUAUGAAUAAAUAG